Messenger RNA from Saccoglossus kowalevskii, 1225 nucleotides. Its product is annotated as chondroitin sulfate synthase 3-like. Gene Ontology annotation, cellular component: Golgi cisterna membrane. Lineage: Eukaryota; Metazoa; Hemichordata; Enteropneusta; Harrimaniidae. Gene Ontology annotation, molecular function: glucuronosyl-N-acetylgalactosaminyl-proteoglycan 4-beta-N-acetylgalactosaminyltransferase activity. The record is from RefSeq and is a predicted model, not a curated record.
ACAAGACAGACUAUGAUGGAGAAAAGCCAUUCACUGGAAAUCUGCUUGAAAUCCACAUGUUGUUAAAUCACUGACGUUACACCAUGCAAAAGAACCAGCCAUUAUGUAUCAUAUACAUCGAUAUUAUAUCAGUGAACAAGUCAACAGAUCAGUACAGGAAAUAUCAGAACUGAGUGACUCACUGAAUGCUAUGCAUGUACUGGUAAACAACUUAAAAGAUGACACUGGCACUGAUCAUGACUGGGUAUCAUUCAGUUCACAUUACAUAUACAGACCACCUAAUACAGAUAAACACAGUGGUCAGGUCACAAUCCAUAUACAAAAGAUUGUCAAGAAAGCUUUGCAUUAUUUACAGAAUGAACAAGGAAUCAAUUUAACCUUAAGUCAUUUCAUUGGAGGUUAUUAUAGUGUGCAUUUCAAACAUAUAGAAUAUCUGAUUGACUUCAAGUUCACAAACCACCAACCAGAUGCACUAUCGUCAUCGCUUGUUAAAUGUGUACAUCUCAUUGAAACACUGAAAUAUCCACAAAAUGAAAGAAUUAUAUCGGAUGUGAACAGAAAUUUGCAUGUAAAUUUUGUUAUUGUUGGGGAGCAUAACAGUCUGACCCAGUUUUUGGAGAGCUUUGAGACAAUGGAACUGAAGUGGCAAACGUCUAUAGUCAACAUCCUAUUUGUGGAUGCAUCACCGCAGGCUACAUCUUUGGAAGCUACAUCAUCAGAAAAAAACUUAAAUUUAAUUAUUGCCAAGUUUAAAAACAAACAUACCAACUUAAAUUUCCAAAGUCUUGAACAAAAUGUGAACCAGUUAAAUGGUUAUUUAGCUGGAUUUCAGUACUUAAAUGUUGCAAAUAGAGAUACUUUGUUUUUAUUUGGUCAUACAAAUAUACACCACAUUGUAUGGAGUCACUGUCUUACUAAUACAAUCAAAGGAAAACAGAUUUAUUUACCAGUUCCAUGGUAUGAUAAACAAGAAGUGCACCUAGUGGAUGAGCAGCACAUGCAAAGUAUGUUUACAUUUUGUGCAUAUGGUUCUGAUGUGAGUAAAGCAAACAUAUUCACUGAUAAAUACAGCCAGCAACUUAAUGCACAUCAAGUCAUUGAACAAUUUACAAAACAACAAAUAUUUGUGUUUCAAGCAUAUGAACCUGUAUUUUUUUCAACCCCAAUCAGGUAACAUUUUAACCCCAAUCAUGUAACAUUUCAACCCCACUUAGGUAACAUUUUA